Thrips palmi is the source of this 1585-nucleotide messenger RNA. RefSeq names its product beta-1,3-galactosyltransferase brn. The record is from RefSeq and is a predicted model, not a curated record. The transcript is spliced from 2 exons. Gene Ontology annotation, cellular component: membrane. Bases 161 to 1210 code for a protein of 349 amino acids. Lineage: Eukaryota; Metazoa; Arthropoda; Insecta; Thysanoptera; Thripidae. Gene Ontology annotation, molecular function: UDP-glycosyltransferase activity; hexosyltransferase activity.
GUGCCACAGGGCAAGAGAGGCAAACCAACUAUGAAAAAAGUAACUGAAUCCUUACAACCACAAGGCAGUGUACCUCUUCCUUAUCCAAGACUUCAUGUGGACUACCCAGCUGUCCUUUAUCAGGGAGAAUAUUAGUAGAAAGAAUUUAGUUUGAAUCAAGAUGAUGCGGAAAGUGAAAUUGAAGACUGUUUUUUGCGCUGCUCUGACAUUAGGGUUUAUUUACUACUUUGGUAUUUUGACUCAUCUUUUAGAAAGUACUUACAAUGAUGAUUUUAAAUAUCCAUAUGUGGGAGACAUUCAAGAAUUCAUAAAUCAAUUACGCAACCAAGAAAAGCCAGAUGUCCCACCGAUCACAGUGUACAAUUAUACAUUCCUAACAGACUUGAAAAGAAAAUGUUUCGAUGAAGAUUAUCCUCAGCUUCGUUUAGUGUAUGUAGUCAAAUCUGCUUUGCAUCAUUUUGAGCAACGCAAAGCUAUUAGAAAGUCAUGGGGCUUUGAAAGAAGAUUUUCGGAUGUGCCAAUUCGAACUAUUUUUAUGCUUGGCACGAAACCCAAUGAUGCAGAGCUACAGAUGAAAAUAGAAGAGGAAAUUGCUGAACAUGGUGAUAUUGUUCAAGUUAAAUUCAUUGACACUUACUACAACAACACCAUCAAAACCAUGAUGGGGUUCAAGUGGAUUAUGAACAACUGCUUAAAUUCCAAGUUUUUUAUGUUUGUUGAUGAUGAUAUGUAUAUUUCUACCAGAAGCGUAUUGCGCUUUUUAAGGGAUCCCACCAACUAUCCCAAUGAAAAAGGGAAUCUCGCAGAAACAGAUUAUGAGUUACCAGAAGAUGUGAGAUUAUUUUCUGGUUUUGUUUUUGUGUCAUCUCCCCACAGACAUCUCAGUAGUAAGUGGUAUGUACCUCUAUCUGAGUACCCUUACCACUUGUGGCCACCCUAUGUCACUGCAGGGGCCUUCAUCCUGUCUCGGGAAGCUCUGAUAGACAUGUACUACGCGAGUAUGUACACGGAGCACUUUCGCUUCGAUGAUAUCUAUCUCGGUUUGGUGGCUAAAAAAGCUGGUGUUGAGCCAUACCAUUGCAACGAGUUUCACUUCUACAAGAAACCAUAUGAUAAGUACUCGUAUCGGUAUGUUAUCGCCUCUCAUGGAUUUGAUCCAGAAGAACUAGUCAAAGUGUGGAAUGAGCAGAAAUUUGUGGGUUAUGCAUAAUCUAUCUAUGCCUACAUUGCCUGUUGUUAAAAAAUUCUAUUGAAUUUUUGUGCACACGCACUAUUUUAUAAUAAUUUAAAAAAUGUACAAAAUUUCUUGUCAUUUUCACAUGCCUUCCCCAAAAUGAUCUUUUUAGGUAACAUUAUAUUUAUCAAGGGAUUUCAAAAGCUCUUUGUUCUUUUUGUUUCCAAAUCUUAAUGCACAACCACUUGUAUAUACAGUAACUUUAUUGAUUUUGGCAACCUCUGUUCUCUGUUCUGUUCAAGUUUGUAAUUUUGUUGAGUGCUCUAAAAGGAAUAUUUUGAGUUUCUUAAUUUGGAACCUCGUUCUUUUUAGCAGUGCUUUUGUGAAUAAAUGUUUGUUGUUACUUCUGUA